AUGCUCAAAGAAGCCUGUGAUAACCCGGACGUCUUGUUUGGACUUUCUGAAACAGCACUCGUGUCCUUGAUCUACAGGGAAUUUCCCGACGAGAUUGACCGACUCCGGCGGGCUUACUCCAUUCGCGACCCUCAAGGAACCCCUCUUGGCAGCCCGUCACCUUCACGCAUCCUUUACCAAGAAGACUACGAUGAAGUCAAUCGCACACUUGUAGGGUUCCUUUCCUUGCGUUGGAUACAUAAUGGAGAAUACGAAGUAUUUGUUGGGUCUCAGUCCCCAGAGCUUCAGUUAACCAGAGAAUCAUUUGACUGGAUUCGGGAUUACUACAACCAAACCAUCACCGAUGCAAGAACGCUUUACGCUUUAAUCACCUCCAUCAUUAUCAACGAUCUAGGAAAAGACCCCGAGCUGGCCCUAGAUCACCAGAAAUCAACCGGAGAAGAUAUCUCCGACCUCAACCACGAUCAUAUUCUCCUCAAAGCCUGCGAUUCCGGCCUAGUCCCGUCACUAGACCGACAUUCUGCCCAGGAAAAAGAUGAUUUACUCCUAGGAAUUGAGAUUGGAGCAUUCUUCAACUUUGGACAGCUGGGUCAGGCGGAGAAUGCGCCAGCAGCUUUGACGAGCUUACUUCGGAUGGAAGGACGGCAACGCAGCUUUAAGCUUCGCUUCAUGGAGCAGCUGCUCGAUAUUGCAGGUGCCGCAGGCCAUAUGGACUGGACUUGCGCGAAGAAAUUGAACCAGCCUAUCUUUGAGUCGUAUCGAAAUGUCUUCAAUGCCUGUUAUAGUGUGAUCGAUGGCACGUUGGAUGCCCGCCAAGGAUAUGAUUAUGUCCUCAUCCAACGCGCAGAAUACAUCCAUACCCAAGGCUUUCGAUUGUUGAGAGUGGAAGAUGAUCGAUAUGAACGAGCCUUGAUGAGGCUAUUAUGCAUGGGCAACGUGACAACAAAAGAAAGCGCUGAAAUGUAUGAGUCUGCGUUGAGCUCUCUGCAGCCAGCUACCAAGGAUGCCCUCGUGUAUGCUUUGAAUGUGGACGGCUCAGUGGAUGAGCCCGCAAUUCAGCCGACAUAUACCCCUGCCUUACUCAGUAUGAUCAAGAAACCAACAGAAUUAGUUGCAGUGCUCGACUACCUCGCUCGGGUCAUGAGUGUCAAUGCUCGGGUAGAUUCUUCGGCUGUUAUUGUGGAGCGGAGCGUGCUUGGGAUUCUUAAGCGACAUAUUGAGAGUGAUGAGUUCCACGAGAAUCCCUCGAUUCUGGAAGAAGUUGAUGUGCCAGACGAUGUAGUUGCGCUCACUGUGCAAUGA
Messenger RNA from Penicillium cataractarum, 1302 nucleotides. RefSeq lists its product as uncharacterized. Bases 1 to 1302 code for a protein of 433 amino acids. The transcript has a single exon. Lineage: Eukaryota; Fungi; Ascomycota; Eurotiomycetes; Eurotiales; Aspergillaceae. The record is from RefSeq and is a predicted model, not a curated record.